Molecule: messenger RNA, 297 nt
Organism: Staurois parvus
Lineage: Eukaryota; Metazoa; Chordata; Amphibia; Anura; Ranidae
Source: the annotation of a GenBank genome assembly
AGCUGCCUUUCAGUGCCACCUAUCAGUGCCAGUCAGUGCCACCUAUCAGUGCCAUCAGUGCCACCUAACAGUGCCAGUCAGUGCCACCUAUCAGUGCCAUAUAUGAGUGCUGCCUUUCAGUGCCCAUCAGUGAUUCCUGUCAAUGCCCAUCAGUGCUACCUACCAGUGCAUCCUAAUCAGUGCCCAUCACUGCUGCCUAUCAGUGCCCAUCAGUGCAGCCUAUCAGUGCCCAUCACUGCAGCCUCAUUAGCGCACAUCAGUGAAGGAGAAAAAUCACUUAUUUACAACAUAUUAUAA